CGUAUCUACAUUAUUAAAACUUAGUAUAAGACUGUCUAUAGAUUAAACCGGUAAAUAUUUUUGUUGUUAUUCAUUGUUAAAAAUGGAUUCUUUUAUCAAAUACAGUUCAGAUUGUGAUUUUACAAUUGAAAAUUUACCCUAUGGAGUAUUUACCACGAAAGACGAUUCCACACCACAAAUAGGGGUAGCAAUUGGAGACGAAAUUUUAAAAUUAAAAGAAAUUGCUAAUUUUUUUAAAGGACCAGAAUUAGCACUUCAUCAAAAUGUAUUUACAGAGACAAAACUUAAUGCAUUUAUGAGCUUAAAACCAGCAGCAUGGAGAGAAGCUCGAGAAACAAUACAAUCGUUACUAUCCACAAGUAACACAACUUUACAGAAUGAUCCAGUACUUAGGCGUAGAGCAUUUAUUUUACAAACUGAAGCCAUUAUGGAAGUACCAGUCGAUAUUAUUGAUUAUACUGACUUUUAUUCAUCGAUUCAUCACGCUACCAACGUUGGAACUAUGUUUCGAGGAAAAGAUAAUGCAUUGCCUGCAAAUUGGAAAUAUAUCCCAAUAGGAUAUCAUGGUCGUGCAAGCUCUGUGGUUAUUUCUGGUACACCAAUUCGUCGCCCAAAAGGUCAAACAAUUCUCAAUGAAAAUGAGCCACCUGUUUAUGGUCCUUGUAAAUUAAUGGACUUUGAAUUAGAAAUGGCAUUUUUUGUUGGAGGCCCUAAAACAAAUUUAGGAGAACCAAUUAAUAUUAGAACAGCCGAAGAUCAUAUAUUUGGUAUGGUGUUGAUGAAUGAUUGGAGUGCACGUGACAUACAAAAAUGGGAAUAUAUUCCCUUAGGACCAUUUACAUCAAAAAAUUUAGGUACAACAAUAUCACCAUGGAUUGUAACAAUGUUAGCAUUGGAACCAUUUAAAGUAGCAAAUACACCACAAGAUCCAAAACCAUUCCCAUAUUUGUAUCAUGGCGAUGAUUAUAAUUUUGAUAUUAAAUUGCAAGUUGAUUUGAAGACUGAAAAUAAGAUAUCUACGGUAAUAAGUAACUCAAAUUAUAAAUACCAAUAUUGGACUCAAAAACAACAAUUAGCUCAGCAAACUGUUACUGGUUGUAAUGUUAAGCCAGGCGAUUUAAUGGGUUCAGGGACAAUUAGUGGUGAAGCACCUACCUCAUUUGGAUCAAUGUUGGAAUUAAGUUGGAAAGGAAGCAAACCAAUUAAAUUAAACGAUGGUACAACUAGAAAAUUCUUACUAGAUGGUGAUGAAAUUAUAAUUAGCGGAUAUUGUCAAAAUUCAAAUUCUCGUAUUGGUUUUGGCAAAUGUGCAGGAAAACUAAUUCCAGCACUUAAUUAAGUGUACGAUUCACCUUUUUAUACAUAUCUAAUAAAAAUGUUUUUUUAAGUAAA
Molecule: messenger RNA, 1392 nt
Organism: Chrysoperla carnea
Lineage: Eukaryota; Metazoa; Arthropoda; Insecta; Neuroptera; Chrysopidae
Gene: Faa
Product: fumarylacetoacetase
Exons: 7
Coding region: 83-1339 (418 amino acids)
Biological process (GO): L-tyrosine catabolic process; L-phenylalanine catabolic process; homogentisate catabolic process
Molecular function (GO): fumarylacetoacetase activity
Source: RefSeq, a predicted model, not a curated record